Messenger RNA from Dracunculus medinensis (Guinea worm), 465 nucleotides. Lineage: Eukaryota; Metazoa; Nematoda; Chromadorea; Rhabditida; Dracunculidae. The record is from the annotation of a GenBank genome assembly.
AUGGCAUCAACGAACGAUGCUCAAAAUAUUUGCCAAAAAAAUAAUAUUGACAAUAUAUCUGAUGCAAAAGUUAUCCAUUCACCAUCAAUACCGGUUUCUUCAUCACCACCACCACAAAUAAACAGUGAUGUUGAGCGUACCCCAUGGACGAAGAGGCUAUCGAAAACGAUUCAUCGACAUAGUGGUUCAUUCCUGCAUACAUUAGUACCAUUUCGUAAGAAUAACGAUUGUCCAUCUGAUAAAACAAUAUCGCCAAAUCUUACACCACGACAAAAAAGACGUGCAAGCGCUGCUCCAGCAAUCUUUCUAGCCACUGUUAAAGAGGACAACUCGUUCAAAAAAGCAAUUUUAUCAGUUGAAGCUCAACGUCGAUCUAGCGCUAUCGAUCGUUCCUCAGUUAUCAAUCAGUUAUUAACCUCUUCAUUAAACAUAGUACCAUGGUCACAUGGUCAUAUCUAUCCUUGA